This is a messenger RNA of Enterobius vermicularis (human pinworm), 1281 nucleotides long. The record is from the annotation of a GenBank genome assembly. Lineage: Eukaryota; Metazoa; Nematoda; Chromadorea; Rhabditida; Oxyuridae.
AUGCAUCUCACUGACUCUUAUGGUAUUUUGUUGCUGGAAGCUGUACGUUUGAAGCAAUUAAGCUUUUUUUCGACAUCUUCUGCAUUGAAUAGCCUUCAGGAAUUCUGUUCAGAUCUUUCUGAGCGUGGGAUAGUCGACAACUCACAUCCACAGGAUGUGGAUAAAAACGGUUUUCAAUCGUUAGCAACACUACCAAAUGUCCUCUAUGCUGGAUUUGAUGCCACAUCGGAUUCGUUACAUGUCGGUAAUUUAAGCAUCCUCAAUAGUUUGUUAAGAGCUGCCUUUUAUGGGUGUAAGUCCAUCGCUUUAGUCGGACAAACGACUGCUGUAGCUGGGGAUCCAAGUGGCAGAACUUCAGGUUUAACACCGAUGGUAAAUAAAAUGGAUGAGCAUUUUAUCAAAAGGAUAGUUUCUAAUUUUUGCAGUCAUUAUGGAGAGAAGUACAAGGAUAAACUGAGUCACACGUUUCGCGUAGGAGAUAUGCAUAGGUUGGCAGCUGUUAAAGCGCGAAUGCGUCCCGGUUUUGGAAUUGAUUAUUCCGAAUUUUCAUACCAGAAUUUACAAGCGAUGGAUUGGCUUCAUUUGGCUCAAUAUUAUAAUUGCUAUUUCCAGCUGGGAGGCAGCGAUCAGCUAGGGAACUUCGAUGCUGGUUUUGAUUACAUUCGCAGGAUUACUGGAAAGGUUUCUUGCGGGCUUGGCUUGUCGUUAGUUACCGAUCACAAAGGAGAAAAGUUAGGGAAAUCAGUCACCAGUCCAAAUGCUUCGGUUUGGCUUGAUCCAGAAAAAACGUCUCCUUUUGCAUUUUUCCAGUUCUGUUUUGUAAUUUUGGUCAAUUUCGAUGAACUGCUGAAGCACUUUUCAUUGGAACCGUUGAACCGCAUUCUUGCCAUUUUGGAGAAACAUGAAGCCAAUUUAGGUGGUUGGAUUGCUCAGGAGCAUUUAGCUGUUGAAAUGACACGGCUGGUUCAUGGUGAGGAAGGACUUAACCUAGCGCAGCGCUGUUCGAAGCGUUCUAUGGUAACCUUUUUUUCGUCAGCUACAUCGACACAUCAUAUUUCAAAAAAAGAUGUUUUGACCAUUGGCCGUUUGGCAGAUCUUGUGAAGCGUGGUAGAUCGUCAGGACUAAAUGCAGUAAAAAGCGGAGGGCUAAAGUUGAACGGGGUGCGGUAUACUGACGUUGAUGAGAAAGUAGAUUACGAGAAGUUGAAAUUUGGUGGAAAGGAUUUGACUAUUGUCUGCUGGGGGAAAAGACAUUUUGACCUGGUUGUGUGGUCUGAGUAA